This is a messenger RNA of Penicillium taxi, 636 nucleotides long. RefSeq names its product sugar O-acetyltransferase. Lineage: Eukaryota; Fungi; Ascomycota; Eurotiomycetes; Eurotiales; Aspergillaceae. The record is from RefSeq and is a predicted model, not a curated record. Gene Ontology annotation, molecular function: acetyltransferase activity. The transcript has 3 exons. Bases 1 to 636 code for a protein of 211 amino acids.
AUGGUAGGAAACACUGAGCGAGAAAAAAUGCUCCGUGGGGAGCUAUACCGUGCAUUCACGCCUGAACUUACAGCUGCACGGGCUCGCUGCAAGUCUGCAAACAUUCGAUUCAAUAAUGCGGGUGAUGUUUCUAGACGACGACUUGUGGAGCUUUGGAAUGACAUUACGGAAGACAAAACUCCUCUCCCGCCUCAACUUGAUGACCCCGCAGCCGAUGAAGAACUCUUCAAGAACGAACCCUUGGUCGAGGCUCCUGUCAAAGCAGACUAUGGUUUCAAUGUGAAACUUGGCCAGGGUGUUUUCGUGAAUGCAAACUGUACAUUCAUUGACACUUGUCCUAUCACUGUCGGAGCAAGGACGUUGUUCGGGCCCAAUGUUAGUCUAUAUUCGGGAACACAUCCACUUGAUCCAGCUUUACGGAACGGACUCGAAGGCCCCGAGACGGGACUGCCGAUCGUUAUCGGGGAGGACUGCUGGCUUGGUGGAAAUGUGAUUGUGCUUCCUGGUGUGACUAUUGGUAAGGGCUCGACUGUUGGAGCUGGUAGUGUGGUUACUAAGGAUGUACCGCCAUUUCAUGUGGUUGCUGGGAAUCCUGCAAGAAUCAUUCGACGUAUUGAAACAACCAUGACAGAGUGA